AAAAAAUAAAGGCAAUCAACCGGCGGAGGCAUAGCCGCAUAGGUGCUUAGGGGAGAAAGAAAACCACGUUUGACAUUGUUAAAACUCCGACCACCAUGGAAGCACUGUCUUAGCAGCUAGCAUUUCACAUUUACUCCCAUCAAGACGCAAAUUUGAAUACAAACCCAUUUCAUUUUCCUUCUCUUUCUUCAAUUUAUUGAUCUGAAUCCGAGCCGCCAUUGUUGUUUCUUGUUGGGUUUUGUUGGGUGUUGUCUGCUGGGGGUGUUAUGGCGGAUACAGUGAAGCUUAUCUUGGCGAAGCCGAUUCAGUUGGCGGACCAGGUGACCAAAGCGGCGGAUGAAGCGAGUUCGUUUAAGCAGGAGUGUGCUGAGCUCAAAUCCAAAACAGAGAAGCUCGCUGCUUUGCUGCGGCAGGCGGCGCGUGCUGGUUCUGAUCUAUACGAACGGCCAACACGCCGGAUCGUGGAUGACACCGAGCAGGUUCUGGACAAAGCACUUACUUUGGUCCUCAAAUGCAGGGCCAAUGGGCUAAUGAAACGCGUGUUUACUAUAAUACCGGCUGCGGGGUUUCGGAAGACGUCUUCUCAGCUUGAGAGUUCGAUUGGGGAUGUUUCAUGGCUGCUCCGUGUUUCUGCUUCUGCUGAUAAUCGGGACUAUGAGUACUUGGGUCUUCCUCCGAUUGCCGCGAACGAGCCGAUUUUAUGCGUCAUUUGGGAACAGAUUGCGAUUCUUUCUGCUGGGUCGCUUGACGAUCGGUGUGAUGCCGCUGCUUCCCUCGUUUCGCUUGCCAGGGACAAUGAUCGGUAUGGGAAGUUGAUCAUCGAGGAAGGAGGAGUCGGGCUGCUGUUGAAGCUGUUGAAAGAAGAAGGAAAAGCGGAGGGUCAAGAGAACGCCGCCAGGGCAAUUGGACAUCUCGGACGCGAUGCGGAAAACGUUGAACACUUGCUUCUUGCUGGAGUCUGCUCUGUGUUUGCGCAAGUGCUCAAAGAAGGUCCCAUGAAGGUCCAGGCCAAGGUUGCCUGGGCAGUGUCUGAGCUCUCCAGAAAUAACCCAAAAUGUCAAGAUUUAUUCGCCCAGCAUAACAUAAUCCGGUUGCUGGUCAGUCAUCUAGCCUUCGGAACUGUUCAGGAACACAUCAAGUACGCCAUUGCUUCCAAUAAGGCCGCAUCAAUCCACGCCGUUGUGGUCGAGGGUGAUGAUAAGCUAAACAAGAGUCAGAUUCCACAUCCCAUCAUUGGCAAUCAAACUCCGAAUCAUAUGCACAAUGUGGUUGCUGCGGCUAUGGCAAUGAAUGGACUCUCGAAGCAGCUUCAAAAGCCAAGUAGUGGUACACUUCAGACUAAGCUUGUCAGGAACAAUAGCGAUGGCUUUUUGAAGCAAAUUCAUCAACCCCAUUAUCAACAGCACGUCUCUCAUUCCGGAAGUAACUUUAAGUGGAGGGAGCAGGAAGAUCCUGCUACAAAAGCUCACAUGAAGGCAAUGGCAGCAAGAGCUCUGUGGCAUCUUGCUAAGGGAAAUUCUGCAAUUUGCCAUAGCAUCACUGAGUCUAGAGCACUCUUGUGCUUUGCGCUUCUGUUAGAGAAAGGAGAUGAAGAUACUCAGUAUAAUUCAGCCAUGGCUUUGAUGGAGAUCACUGCAGUGGCAGAGCAAGAUGCUGAUUUGAGAAGAUCUGCAUUCAAGCCCAAUUCCCCUUCUUGUAAAGCUGUUGUUGAUCAGUUAUUAAGGGUCAUUCAAAAAGCCGAUUCAGACCUCCUGAUACCCUGCAUCAAGGCUAUUGGUAAUUUGGCAAGGACAUUUAGAGCAACGGAAACAACGAUUAUUGCUCCAUUGGUUAAGCUCCUGGACGACAGGGAAGCUAAGGUUUCGAAUGAGGCUUCCAUUGCUCUUUCAAAGUUUGCUUGCAUGCAGAACUAUCUACACCUGGAUCACUCCAAGGCAAUCAUAAGCGCUGGAGGUGCAAAGCACUUGAUCCAGCUGAUGUAUCGCGGAGAAAAAAUGGUUCAACACUCAGCACUAAUUCUCCUAUGUUACAUUGCACUCAAUGUCCCAGAUAGUGAGGAGCUUGCACAGGCUGAGGUGCUCGCCAAGCUUGAAUGGGCAUCCAAGCAAUUUUUCUUAACCCAGAAUAAGAAAGUGGAGGCAUUGCUUCAAGAGGCCAAAAGCAGAUUGGAACUCUAUCAAUCUACUGGUUCAAGGAGAUUCCAUUAAAUCAGUAAAUGCUCGUUGUAGAUUUGCAAAGCAAUCAUCAUGAGUCAGUUGCGCCCAAAGUUACAGUUUCUAUAUGUUCAUGCAGUUUUAUUUUAUCAUACCCAAGAAACUGAGUUCCAUGCUGUUUAAUUUUACCAUUUUCUCUGGAGAAAUAAAAGUUGGAUACAAAA
Molecule: messenger RNA, 2377 nt
Organism: Rubroshorea leprosula
Lineage: Eukaryota; Viridiplantae; Streptophyta; Magnoliopsida; Malvales; Dipterocarpaceae
Source: the annotation of a GenBank genome assembly